This is a messenger RNA of Neofelis nebulosa (Clouded leopard), 901 nucleotides long. RefSeq names its product THAP domain containing 8 (gene THAP8). The transcript has 3 exons. Bases 174 to 467 code for a protein of 97 amino acids. NCBI's taxonomy places the organism in Eukaryota, Metazoa, Chordata, Mammalia, Carnivora, Felidae. The record is from RefSeq and is a predicted model, not a curated record.
GACUGGGCGCAUAGUGCGCAGCCGCCCUCUCCCCUUCCCCGCACGUGAUGAGGCUUCAAGGGCCAUCACGUGAGGCGGGCAGAGAGCGCGCGGGUGGGGCCGGGUUCUGUGGAGCCUCGCGAGGAGCAAAGUGCGGCUGCAGACUGGGCAGGAUUCAACGGGCUUGAAGAGCCAUGCCCAAGUAUUGCCGUGCUCCGAACUGCUCCAACACUGCGGGCCGACUGGGCGCUGACAACCGCCCUGUGAGCUUCUACAAGUUCCCACUGAAGGAUGGCCCCCGGCUGCGGGCCUGGCUGCGGCACAUGGGCCAUGAGGACUGGGUGCCCAGCUGCCACCAGCACCUGUGCAGUGAGCACUUCACACCUUCCUGCUUCCAGUGGCGCUGGGGUGUGCGCUACCUGCGGCCUGAUGCAGUGCCCUCCAUUUUCUCCCCAGUGCCGCCUACUGAGAAGCAGCAGAGUACCUGAAGCACCGAGAAGCCAGUCGUGUCUCCCUCCCCACCGGGCGUCACGCCCCCCGACCCCUGGCCCAGCUCUCUCGUCCCCUGGCCCUGUGCACCUUGUGGUACUAGGGCCAGCACCCAGAGGCUCCGAGGCCUCAGCCACCGUGUUCCUGGCCCCCCUGAUCCUUCCUCCUGCUCCUGCCAGGCCACGGCCUGGAGUCCGGGCCCAGCACCCUCUGGCCGGGCUGGGCACUAUCCUGGGAGCACUGCAACGUCGCGUGCGGAGGCCGUAGCGGCGCCAGGAGCAGCACCAGGUGCAGCCCCCACCAGAACAGCUGGCGCAGCAGCUGUGCAAGGAGAGCCUGCCGGCUGGGCGCACCAGGACCUGCUCUGCCUGCUCAAUGUGGCCACCUGGCCCCCGUGGCAUAUGUAUUUUCCUUUAAAAGUCAGAACAUUUCA